Solea senegalensis (Senegalese sole) is the source of this 1556-nucleotide messenger RNA. RefSeq names its product ribonucleoprotein, PTB-binding 2 (gene raver2). Gene Ontology annotation, cellular component: cytosol. The record is from RefSeq and is a predicted model, not a curated record. Bases 27 to 1556 code for a protein of 509 amino acids. Lineage: Eukaryota; Metazoa; Chordata; Actinopteri; Pleuronectiformes; Soleidae. The transcript has 9 exons. Gene Ontology annotation, molecular function: mRNA binding.
UCACACUUUUCCCUCAGACACCCAAGAUGGCGGCAGCCUCAUCCAUCCAGCCGCCGAGCGUCCACUCUUCUUUAGUGCGGGAGGAGAGCGCACUUUCCCCGGAGAUGGACAGUCCGGGGAGCCGGCAGCCGGAGGAGGAGGAGGAGGCGGCGGCGGCAGUGGCGGCGGCGGCGGCGGCGGCUCCGGUGCAGCCUCCUGAGCCGGGCGUCAGCCUCCGCGAGCUGCCGGACUUGGAGCCGGAGGAGAUCGAGAAGCGUUUGGCCAAAACUCGGCAGGAGCUGAGCAACAGGAGGAAAAUCCUCAUCAAGAACCUGCCGCCGGACACCACGAACCAGGAAGUCCACGAAAUUCUGAAAGAAUAUGAGCUGAAGUAUUGCUUUGUGGACCGCAAUAAAGGAACAGCCUUUGUGACUUUGCUGAACGGGGACCAGGCUCAGGAUGCCAUCCGCUCCCUCCAUCACAGCACUGUCCGGGGACGCUUGAUCAACGUCACUCUGCAGCCCACAGACUCUCUGCUCUGCCUCACCAACCUGCCCCACACCUUCACGUCCCAGCAGUUUGAGGAGCUGGUGCGCGCCUACGGAAACAUCGAGCGCUCCUUCCUGGUGUACAGCGAACUCACGGGCCACUCCAAAGGAUAUGGGUUUGUUGAGUACAUGAAGAAGGACUCUGCUUCUCGGGCCCGCUCUGAGCUGCUGGGCCGACCACUGGGCGAUCGCUCGCUGAUGGUGCAGUGGAUGGACGUCAACCAGCUGAGCCAGGAGGAGAACCUGCACUCCAGGUGUCUGUGUGUGGACCGACUGCCACUGGACCUCUGUGACUCUGAAGAACUGAGCCAGCUCUUCUCAGAAACCUACAAACCGGUCUUCUGCCAGCUUGCUCAGGAUGAGGCUAGUCCUGUCCGGGGGUUUGGUGUGGUGGAGUAUGAGAGCGCAGAGCAAGCAGAGGCUGUUCUGACAGAGAUGGACCGAACCCUGGUGGGAGGACAGGAGGUGCGUCUGUCGCUCUGUACUCCCGGCACCUCAGGGAGAAGCACACUGGCUGCUCUCAUUGCUGCCCAGGGCAUGAUUCUCAGUAAUAGGAAAGGUCUGCUGCCAGAGCCAAACUUGGCCCAGUUGCUGACCAGUAUGACCAACCCGGCCGCCCUGCAGAUCCUCAUGAGACCGUACCACACUGGGAAAAGAGGAGGGAAGUAUGGGCGUCACAGCAGCCUGCCUUUCCUGCGACCUCCUCUCACCACAGCGCUGCUCACACUGGGAAAAGCUCACCAGAGUGCCAUGCUCGGAAACGGACUAGUCCUUCAGAACCUGUUACACAUGCAGCUCGCACAGCAGCAGCUUCUUCACAUCAAAGACAAACGCAUCACUAGUGUCUCCAGUCUGCUCGGGGAUCCAUCCAGGCUGCUGAUGCAGAAAGCGUUGUCUCUGCGGCCUCCAGGCCUCGUGUCACUGGGGAAAGGCCUCCUGGGAGAUUCCCCUACAGGUAAGCAAGAGCGAGAGAGAGUUUCAGUAAAAAAAAAAAAAAAAACAAUUACUGCAAAACAGAGGAAGCUGUAG